Molecule: messenger RNA, 967 nt
Organism: Stomoxys calcitrans (stable fly)
Lineage: Eukaryota; Metazoa; Arthropoda; Insecta; Diptera; Muscidae
Product: TBP-related factor
Exons: 3
Coding region: 138-800 (220 amino acids)
Biological process (GO): DNA-templated transcription initiation
Molecular function (GO): RNA polymerase II general transcription initiation factor activity; DNA binding
Source: RefSeq, a predicted model, not a curated record
UACGGUACGGCAACAUCGACAGCAGCUGUCGCGUAAACAAACACGUUUCACUCUUCCAAAAUUGUAAAUAAGUUAAAAUACAUAAAAUUUAAUCAAUUAAAAAAACUGUUACCUUGUAAUGAGUAUGAGGUGAUGCAAUGGAUUCAUCCACAGAUUUAAUACAGCAUCUGGAAAAACCGCACCAGAAUGUAAAAAUUAAUCCUCAUGCAAGUCUCCAGCACCAACAGCCGGCUGUAGCUCCUGCGGAAACCUUUGAAGCACAGCACGAUGUUAAAUUACAAAAUGUUGUUGCUACAGUGUCCUUGGCAUGCGAGUUAAAUUUGCAAGACAUAAAUAACCGCACACGAAACUCCGAAUAUACCCCUUCAAGAUUCCAUGGCGUUGUAAUGCGAAUGCGCGAUCCCCGAUGCACUGCACUAAUCUUUCGCACAGGUAAGAUAAUUUGCACGGGGGCACGUAAUGAAGCGGAGGCUUCAUUGGGGUCACGAAAGUUUGCUCGUAUUAUACAGAAACUAGGAUAUCCUGUGAAAUUUUCCGAUUUUCGUCUGCAAAAUAUUGUUGCGACCGUGGACUUGCGUUUUCCAAUACGUUUAGAGCAUUUAAAUCAAAUGCAUGGCCAAUUUAGUUCAUAUGAACCAGAGUUGUUUCCAGGUCUUAUAUAUAGAAUGGUUAAACCUCGUAUGGUAUUACUGAUAUUCGUGAAUGGUAAAAUUGUAUUUACCGGUGCUAAAGCGCGUAGAGAUAUUUUAGAGUGCCUAGAUGCCAUUUACCCCAUAUUACUAAGUUUCCGUAAAAACUAAUUUCACAUUUUCUCCAAAACAAAAUUAAGAAUAACGUACAUUAUUACUAGUUAAUUUAAAAUGCAUUUUGUUUUUAAGGCUUAUAUAUAUGUAUAUUGUAAGAUUACGUACAUGCUAUGACUAUUUUGUAAUUAUGAAAAAAUAAAGAGAUUCACAUUUUAGCAACA